AGUACGGAAGUGUUAAAUGUUAGUGUUCGUGCCUUUCGGUGUUUUGUUGCUGUGACUUUUGUCUUCAAUGAAAAACAUCGCUGCUCACUUUCUAUUAAUAAUUUAUUUCCUCUUCGCGCUGAUAUGUUUUAUCGCCGAUGCGCAGGAUCUGCUAGAUGACGGUGGCUGGUCGUCCCAGGGUGUGCACCAUGAAGGGCCGUGCAACAUCCCAGUGCUGGACGGCCGCUCGCUGCCAUUGCGGUACUUCCUGGACAGAUACGCAUACACCACACCAGUGGUGAUCCGAGGUGUGACUGAUAACACGAAAUUCCGCUUUUUGUGCUCCAAGUCUUCGUUACUGGAAGAAUACGGACAACGCAAUGUACGGCUCAGUACCGCCAACACGUAUUCUUACACAAAAGUGGACGUGGCGUUCAGGAAGUACGUGGACAACCUCCUCAGACCUCAGUCGCUGGACGUACUUGGCAGCGACACGUUGUACUUUUUUGGAGACAAUAACUUGACGGAGUGGCAGAACCUAUUUGACGUGUACAAGCCGCCGCCGUUCCUGCUGCCCGGCACCAGCAGAGCGUACAGCUUCGGCAUUGCAGGUGCUGGAACUGGCGUCCCCUUCCACUGGCACGGUCCCGGCUACUCGGAGGUCAUCUACGGGAGGAAGCGCUGGUUCCUCUACCCGCCUGAAAAGCAGCCACACUUCCACCCCAACAGCACCACCCUGUCCUGGUUGACGGACACCUACCCCAACCUGCCAGCAGACGAGGCCCCGCUGGAGUGCACCAUCCGACCCGGAGAGGUGCUUUUUUUCCCCGACCGCUGGUGGCACGCCACGCUCAACCUGGACACCAGCGUCUUCAUGUCCACCUUCCUGGGAUGAAGACAUGGAAUGAUGUCAUCAUGUCCUUAACACAAGACAUAUAUACAUGUAUGUAUGCAUGUAUAAAUUAGGGGUGAGAUACUUUUGGCACCUAACGAUUCGAACCCAUUCCGAUAUCUGGGUUGACGAUACGAUUCAGAAUCGGUUCUCGAUAGAAACAGAUUCUCGCAAUAUAUUAUUUAAUAUAAUAUUUAUAAUAAAAACAUUUCAAAAUUGAUUAGAUUAGCUUCUCUCAGUUGCAUGGAUAUGGUCUAAAAAGGUAUUUUGAAAAAUGUGUUCUUAUAUGAUUUUUUUUUAAUUGAAUUCAAAGAAUUAGGAUUGUGAUGUAGAUGUAAUGCGAUUUUUUGUGCACUCUCAGCAGACUUUAUAUCAGCAAUAUGGCCGACCAAGGUGUUUACAUUCCAUACCAACUUUUAUUUAGAAAGAUAUAAUUUUGUUAUCUGGCAUUUGGAUAGGUGCUUACUGGAAGCUAAUUUGUGUUUCACAUGACGCCAGUGACCAUGGAAUGUACUUUCUAUUGUUUAACUGUACAGCAUUGGCUUAUAUGACCCAAUGCAAACAACCUCCCCUAGUCAUGACGCAGGAAAAAAAACUAGCACACAAAGAAACAAACAUGGCACAUAUAACACAACCUGCUCGCUGAACUUUGUGGAUAUAAUACAAAAAAACAGCCAACCACCAUAAAAAAAUUUUUAAUUACACCCAUUGCAAGGCAUGAUGGGAACAAUGCAAAAAACACUCAUCCAUGUUUGGCGAAUUUUAGCUGAUUGAUUACAAAACUUAAGAACUUCACAAAGGUAAACAAGUUAGGAGUUGAACUUUCAAAAUAUAUAUA
Molecule: messenger RNA, 1709 nt
Organism: Nerophis lumbriciformis (worm pipefish)
Lineage: Eukaryota; Metazoa; Chordata; Actinopteri; Syngnathiformes; Syngnathidae
Gene: jmjd8
Product: jumonji domain containing 8
Cellular component (GO): nucleus
Molecular function (GO): cis-regulatory region sequence-specific DNA binding
Source: RefSeq, a predicted model, not a curated record